AUGUCUUCAUCGUCCACCACGCAAUCUGUGGAGGCCGUUUUUUCUCGAGUCAAUUAUCCUUAUGCUUCUCGUGUUCGGAAUGACGUUUACAAUCUACUUUCUAACAUCCCAUUAAUUGUUAAUGUUGCAAAAUUAAACGGAAAAGAUACCAUGCAAUUAACGGGAACCAAAUAUAAUAUUCCAAUGACAUUCUGGAUUGUUGAAAUGUAUCCAUAUCAUCCUCCUUUAUGUUUUGUUUCACCAACACCAAAUAUGGUGAUCAAACAAAAACACAAACAUGUAAGCGAAACCGGACAAUGUUAUCUUCCAUAUCUUUCGGAAUGGAAUCCAUCUUCUUCUGAUCUAUACGAGUUGGUCAAUCAGUUGAGUGCAAUUUUUGGAUCAGAUCCUCCUGUCUAUCAAAAAUCAGGAACAACACAUACCACCACUCCUUCAGGCUCAUUCAAUAGUCCAAUGAUGAGUAGUGUCACUAAUUAUCCUCCUCCAUUUCACCCUCCUACAGGAACUGGAGGGAUGUCAUCCUCGAUGUACGGCACCACUUCCACAACAAAUCCAACAUAUGCAACAACAACUCCAACGUACGGAGCAACAACCAACCCUCCUCCAUUUGGAACAUCAUAUAUUAGUGGUACUACCGUAUAUGGGGUAAAUCCAAUGUCGUCAUCCAUGUAUAAUUUACCUCCGGUUCCAAGACCUCCAACUGAGAGUGAACUAAAAGAAAAACUUAUUGCAAAAGUAAGACAACAUUUACAAAAUGUCACACUCAAAGAAUAUGGAGCUAAAAUAGAAGCAGAAUUUAAAACUCAAAAUCAGUUAAGUGCAAGAGAAAAACAAUUGGAGGUUAUUGAACAGCGUAUGAAAACUGAGCUUGAACAAAUUGAAAAGGACAAAGAAAAUUUAUUACAAAAGAAAGCUUCUUUGGAGGAAUGGAUCAAUAACAAUGAAAACAAACCAAUUGACGUGGAUACAAUCAUCAACCCACAAGACAUGCAAAGCAAACAAAUUCUGGACCUCACAAGUGAAGACAAUGCUAUUGAUGAUGUUAUUUAUUAUUUAGAAAAGAAAUUACAUGCCAAACAAAUUUCUCUCCAGGAAUGGCUUGAGCAAAUUAGAGAAUUGAGCAGACAACAAUUUUUCAAGAAAGCUCUCAUUAAAAAGAUGGCUCAAUGCAAUUUUUAA
Messenger RNA from Naegleria lovaniensis, 1179 nucleotides. RefSeq lists its product as uncharacterized. The transcript has 2 exons. NCBI's taxonomy places the organism in Eukaryota, Heterolobosea, Eutetramitea, Acrasida, Naegleriidae. The coding region runs from base 1 to 1179 and encodes 392 amino acids. Gene Ontology annotation, biological process: endosome to lysosome transport; protein modification process; protein transport. Gene Ontology annotation, molecular function: ubiquitin binding. Gene Ontology annotation, cellular component: ESCRT I complex. The record is from RefSeq and is a predicted model, not a curated record.